Erinaceus europaeus (western European hedgehog) is the source of this 6569-nucleotide messenger RNA. RefSeq names its product NACC family member 2 (gene NACC2). Gene Ontology annotation, biological process: regulation of transcription by RNA polymerase II. Gene Ontology annotation, molecular function: DNA-binding transcription factor activity, RNA polymerase II-specific; protein binding; RNA polymerase II cis-regulatory region sequence-specific DNA binding. The record is from RefSeq and is a predicted model, not a curated record. The transcript is spliced from 6 exons. The coding region runs from base 204 to 1958 and encodes 584 amino acids. Lineage: Eukaryota; Metazoa; Chordata; Mammalia; Eulipotyphla; Erinaceidae.
CCCCGCGCGCCCCGCCCCCGCCGCCGCGGUGCGGCCGGUGCUGGGCGAGGUCGGAGAAAGUCCGUGCGAGCGGAGCGGGGACGCCGGAGCACUUCCUGCCGCGGCGCCGCAGCUGCCGCAGGCCCCGGGCCGGCGCCCGCAGAUGCGCCCCACUCCAGCCACACCGGCACCAAGAGACUGAGGGAGCCACCCGCCUGCCCACCAUGUCGCAGAUGCUGCACAUUGAGAUCCCCAACUUCGGGAGCACCGUGCUGGGUUGCCUGAACGAGCAGCGCCUGCUGGGCCUCUACUGCGAUGUGUCCAUCGUGGUCAAGGGCCAGGCCUUCAAGGCGCACCGGGCCGUGCUGGCAGCCAGCAGCCUCUACUUCCGAGACCUGUUCAGUGGCAACAGCAAGAGUGCCUUCGAGCUGCCGGGCUCGGUGCCUCCCGCCUGCUUCCAGCAGAUCCUGUCCUUCUGCUACACAGGCAGGCUGACCAUGGCAGCUAGCGAGCAGCUCGUGGUCAUGUACACGGCUGGCUUCCUGCAGAUCCAGCACAUUGUGGAGCGUGGCACGGACCUCAUGUUCAAGGUGAGCUCGCCCCACUGCGACUCACAAACCGCCGUGAUUGAGGAUGCCAGCUCCGAGCCCCAGAGCCCCAGCAACCAGUUGCAGCCAGCCGUCGGCCCCUACGUGGCAUCCCCCUCCGUGCCCAUCCCACUGCUGACCCGAGUGAAGCACGAAGCUAUGGAGCUGCCACCGGCUGCUGGCCCAGGCUUGGCCCCCAAGCGCCCGCUGGAGACGGGGCCCCGGGAUGGGGCAGUGGUGGCAGCGGGGGGCACAAUGGCCACAGGCACCGCCCCUCUCAAGCUGCCCCGGGUCUCCUACUAUGGGGUGCCCAGCCUGGCUACCCUCAUCCCUAGCAUCCAGCAGGUGCCCUACUCCCAGGGGGAGCGGACCAGUCCCGGGGCCAGCAGCCUGCCCACUACCGAUAGCCCCACCUCAUACCACAACGAGGAAGACGAGGAGGAUGAUGAGGCCUAUGACACCAUGGUGGAGGAACAGUAUGGCCACAUGUACAUCAAAGCCAGCGGCAGCUAUGCAGUGCAAGAGAAGCCAGAGCCGGUGCCACUGGAGAGCCGUUCGUGUGUCCUCAUCCGCCGGGACCUGGUGGCCCUGCCCGCCAGUCUCAUCAGCCAGAUUGGGUACCGCUGCCACCCCAAGCUCUACUCUGAGGGGGACCCAGGCGAGAAGCUGGAACUGGUGGCAGGCUCUGGGGUCUACAUCACACGCGGCCAGCUGAUGAACUGCCACCUCUGCGCGGGGGUGAAGCACAAGGUCCUCCUGCGGCGGCUGCUCGCUACCUUCUUUGACAGGAACACUCUGGCCAACAGUUGUGGCACAGGCAUCCGAUCAUCCACCAGCGACCCCAGCCGCAAACCACUGGACAGCCGAGUCCUGAAUGCUGUGAAAUUAUACUGUCAGAACUUCGCCCCCAGCUUCAAGGAGAGCGAGAUGAAUGUGAUUGCUGCGGACAUGUGCACCAACGCACGCCGUGUCCGCAAGCGCUGGCUGCCCAAGAUUAAGUCCAUGCUGCCCGAGGGCAUGGAGAUGUACCGUACCGUCAUGGGCUCCUCGGCGGCCAGUGUGGCCCUGGACCCCGAGUUUCCGCCCACUGCAGCCCAGGUGCUGGAGCAGCGCAUCUUCGCUGAGCGCCGGGGUGACGCCGCCGCCAUCGUGGCUCUGAGAACUGAUACUGUCAAUGUUGACCUGAGUGCCUCGAACCCCACCUUCAAGGCCUGCGAGGAGGCCGAGGGGGCCGGCUCGGUCAUCCAGGAGGUGGCUGCCCCUGGGGAGCCACUGCCCUCAGAAGGCCAGAGCCCCCCGCAGCCCUUUGAGCAGGGCAGCGCCAGCUCCAGCCGGCCCCCAACGCCCGCAGCCACACGGAGACAGGAGGGCUCUUACCCCGGGACCUUGUAGAGGCGCAGGGACGGUACUAGCUGCUUGCAUGCAUUACUAAUACAAUGUGAUCAAGCCACUCACCUACUGAACUGCUACUGUUGCCUGAAAAAAAUGUGAUUUUUAUUCUGCUUGUAUUUAAAAUUUAUGAAGGAAACAAAUGCAUUCGUUAUACUGUAAAUGAUUAGGCCACUGGGGACCGAGUGGCAGAAAGGUCCCAGGGCUUCUUUUUGAUAUUCUCCAGGUUAGUCUCCAAGAGGUAGCUCCUCUCCCCCUGCUCGGGUAGGGAGACAGGCCCACCCAUGCCCCGGCAUCCAACCUGCCCGAGCCGCCAGCUUUCCUGCUCCCACCAUCCACCACCUGGGGACACAGCCAGGGGCUGGUGAGGCCUGUGGCACAGGAGCCCCUUUCUAGCCCACAGGACCCAGCCCACCUCUCUGGGGCCAUAGGCCUCAACCCCCAGGGCCAAACUCCUUUUUUCCCUUCUUCCUGGGGGUCAGGCCUGCCGAGUCCAGUUGUGUGUGUGUGUGGGGGGGGGGGUGUAAGGGUACAAGUGUGUGUGUGGAGCUUAUGUGAGCUCAGAUUUGAGCAUGUGUAGGCACACAACACGUGUGUGCUGGACGUGUGUACAAGUCUGCAUAUGAUGAAGGUGUGCAUGAGUGCAUGUGGGUAUGUGUGAGCACAUGGGGUAUAUGUGCUAAGUGUGUGUGGGAGCAGCUAUGAUGGGACAGCAAUGGGCCUUGUAGGUCUCUGUGGGUGGAGAUGGCUUCUGGGCUAGACCUCCUCUCCCUAGCACCCUUCCAUGGCAUCUGCCAACCACAGAGCCCAUGCCCCUCCAUCCAUCUUGACCCCCGGCCAGUGACCCAGCCCUGAGCUCCGUUCCCCAGGUGCCUGGGUCUUGUGCGUGGGCAUCCUGAGGGUGGGCCACUGUCCUUGCAACCCUUGGCCUCCUCAGCCACACUGGGAUUCUUUGUUGGUUUGUUUUCAUCUAACUCAGAUAAGAUUUCAUACAUGUUUUUGGAAACUUUCAGACCCAAAUAAGCAAAAAAGCUGGGGGGUGGGGGGGGUGGUGAAGGGGAGGGAUGGAUGUCCCUGCCUGCCACCUACUUGGGCUUAGAAAGUCCCCCACCCUGGGCCAGGUUCUACUCACUCUCUUAGGAGGCAGGUGUCUGGGGUGGGUGAUGAAGGAGGUUGUGGCCUGGAAAGUGGAGUGGACCCCUUCAGCAUCCGACUCGCCCAUUUUGUGCUGUGAGCCUUGGGUGUGUGCACCUCUGAGGAUUUAGGUGGGCAUAGGCCUGAGCCUGGCAGCUUGUAGAGGGCACCUGGGAGCAGCAGGUGAGCAGCUUCCAGAAGGCAUGAUGGGGGAGCAGCUAGGAAGAGCCCAUGGGAAUUGUUCCCUUGAGGCUGGAAUACUCACUUUGAAGUAUAAUUGCUGUUUUUUUUUUUUUUUGGGGGGGGAUGAGGAAUACAGAUUUUGAGCUAUGACCCAGAGAGGGUUGUAUCUCUGUCAGGGGCUGACUUUCUUCAAGUCCCGGGCAGCUCUACAAGUGACUAGAUAUGUCCCCUCUAUUCUAAGAUGGAAGAAACAGCUGCUUCCUCUCUGCCUAACCCCUGCCCCCACCUGUGUGUGUGCAGAUCCAGCAGGUGGCUCAGAGCUUCCUUGAGCCCCAGAGCUGCCUCCCACACCCACAGAGCUAUGCCCGGGGAGCCCACUGUGGGACUACUCGGGUGCUUAGACUAUCCCAUGUGGGCUCCUCCUUCCCUAGUAAAGAGACCUUGGGCCUUUCUAGCAGGCCCUAGCAUGCCUGAUUCCAGAGAGAUCUGGUGGCAUCCAGAAAAGGAUGAGGACCCAGGUACCAUGGGGGCACAGUCCCUGUGCCCACCCAUCCCUGCCGAAGUCCCAAGGCAGGCUUUCCCCCUGCCCUUUUUCUGUCUUGGACCCUGACAGAGGUGGAGCCCACCUGGACCUGGAUCAGGUCCUCCCACCAUGCAGUGGCCAUACCCCCUGGCAGUUAGGUAGUAGAGGGGAUAAGGCUAAGCCCACCCUGUCCCCUCUGGAGUUUCCUUCAUCUGCACCCCUCCUCCCCAAUUUGCACUUUAAUUUGACCAUCCCUGGGGACCUUCCGGGACAGUCCCACCUGUCCCGGCUGCUGACAGAAGGGCUCUCUCCCUCUCCACUCCAAAGUGGGCCUGUCCCCACUGCGGCAGGAAUGGGGAGUCUGCCGCUGGCCCGCAGGGACAAGGAGUCACACAGAGAAGGCCUGACCACCACUCAGGCCAGCACAAUGUCUGUGACCUCUGUCCCUUUGUCGUUUCUGUAACUGCAGUCUUGUUUUGUUGUUCUGGGGAAGGAAGGCAAGAGCUAUAGGUAAAACUGUAAUACUACUUAAAUGUGAAUGGGUUCUGAGCUCUCCCGGCCCCCGGAGGGCCCGGGCUGAGUUUUUGCACUAAUGUGCCCCAUGUGGUGGACACAGGGGGCCGGAGUGUUUGCAGGCUGGCAGGGCUGAUGAUUGUAUCUGCCGGGGCGCUCCCUCCGCGUCCUGAAUGUUCCUGAAUGUUCUGAGGGGCAGGCGGUGGCAGGCCUGGGCUCGGAGGGGCCUUCCAGAGUGCCUUAGCAUCUUUUGAUCAUUUUUUUUUUUCCCAAGGAAAACCAAUUUUGAAAACCAGACCCUCCCCCCUCCUCUGUUUACACACCGACUAACCCCUGUUCCUUGAGCGAGCUCCUGACUCACCCAGCCCCUGUAGACCAAGAAAAGAGCCACUCAGUAUUUAUGAGAUGUCCGCACCUUUAUCCCUAAGCUUGACUAUUAGCAAUACGCAUAUACUACAUAGAGUCUAUUAUAGAGCUAAGUUAUAUCAGCGCCUUCAGGAGGAGAGAAGGGGCUGGACUGUGCUGGGGCUGCAGUGGGAGCGGCCAGGGAUCAGAGCCACUCCUGCCCUCCCCUGCCCUCCCCAGUGGGCAGGAAGCUGGGACAGGAGUGCAAAAGGUCCAGAAGAAGGGACCGGGAGAUGUGACAGAUACUGUGAGCUUAGGGGUGGGGGGGAGGAGGUCCCUGCCCGCCUGGCCAGCAUGCCUCGGUACUUGAAUUCUAUCUUGUUUUCUGCACUGUAUCUGGUCUUGCCCAGAGUCCUCUGUGGUUGCUUCACUUUGCAUUGGGUUUAAUUGUCUUACCUUGCCCCUGAAUGUGACCAGGAACGCAGCAGUGGACAGACAGGAGACAAGGGAGGAGAAAGCCCCAAGUAGACGGCCUGUAGCCCCAUCCUGGGGUCUUGCUGCUGCUGGCACCCCAGGCCCGGGACUGUGAACCUGGAUACCUGAGUUUUAUCCCCUUCAGUAGGAAGACACAUUCUUGAGCCUCAGAAUGGAGAGCUGGGUGAGAAGGAGGGGCUGCUAACAUGGUGGCUGGUUCCUAUCUGGCCAGACCAGCAGGGAGCCCCAAAGCUGCUUCUCCUCUGGGACACUGGUAUGCCCAGAAUGACCUGUCACCACGGUGGCUGGAACUUUCUAGUAUCAACCAGUGGCCACCCCAGCUGCUUACUGCUUAUAAUGCUCAGCAGCCAGGUUAUUUUUACAGACGUGAUCUGGCUGCAGUUGGAAAAAGUUCUGUGGCUCACUGACCAUCUGAAAACUCUGAGUAAACCUCUGUUUGUCUCUACUAGCGGUAAAUCCUCAACACAGAAUUGAGAGCUCAUAGCUGUCUCGAGCUUUAACUACUGUUUCAGAAUGCCACUGCUGCAUAACCCUGUCAUCAUGCCAGCCAGCUUAGUGGUGCAUGUCACCCUCUGGGGACCGGAGAUCAUUAGGGCUUGGUACAAGAUGUUUCUAAAAUGGCAAAGGUUUUUUUGGUUUGUUUGUUUUUUGUUUUUGUUUUUGUUUUCUUUUUGUUUUUUGUUUGAGUUGUUUCUUUGAAAAAGAAAAAAAAUUUAUGUAGAAUUGAAAGCAUUUAGAUUGGACAACCUGCUUGAAUUCUGAUCAUUCGCUUCCAUUGUUAGUGUUUUGCACAUGAUUGUAAUUUUUAUGUCAAAAUAAGCCAAAACUUGCAAUACUAUUUUUAGGAGAUGACAAAAAAAAUGAACUAAGCAUACAAUGUAUAAAUAUUUUUGACUUGAACAUUUGGACGGCACUGGUGCAAACAGACCAUUCAUCCUUUGGACGGAAUGUUUGGGCAAAGAGACUUUUUAAACGGAGAUUUUUUUCCCAGAGUCUGUUGAGGGGUUAAACUAGUACUGUAACUCAUGACUGUUAGAAAUAAAUAGGUUGUUCUGUGCUAUGUAGGAAGGUUUGUUCCACAGCACCACUGAGUUAGAUUUCUGCCGCAGAAAAUGCGAGCCAUUUGUUUGUUUAUUUGUUUGUUUGUUUGCUUGAAGGAGGGAACCUUUGUUUUGUUCUUCCUGCCUCUUCACUCUCCUUCCUGCUGCUACUCAGCAGAAUCAAGACUGUUGCUUUGUAGCCAUGGCUGACACUGUAUCAAUAACUCAGACAACAACAACAUCCAGCGACCAGGAAACCCAGGGCUUCGAGCUCAGAGCGUUUGGUAAGGUGGAAAUCCGUUACAAACGGGGAUGUGAUCUUAAUUGUAAAGCGCUUUGUAAAAUUCACAUUUACAAAAUAAUAAAGUCAAUUCAAACCCA